AUGACCAGCAUCGGAGCCAUCAACAUUCAGCGCGACAACUACAUCGACGACUACCACCGCUGCAUCGACCCAGCAACGACCACAAGCACAAUCACGUCCAGCACGACCUCAUUAACAACAACAACGACAACGUCCUCCUCCUCCUCCUCCUCAGCAUCAGCAUCAGCAACCCCAACCGGCCCCCGCAACCACAACAUAGCAGUCGGCCAAAAUGGCACAGCAUUCACCCCCUCCACCCUCAAAAACAUCCCCAUAGGCAGCAGCCUAACCUUCUACUUCUAUCCAACAAACUACUCCAUCGUCCAAUCCUCCUUCGACCAACCCUGCCAGCCCCUCGGCCAACGCGCCAUCUUCAGCGGCUUCAACCCUACUCCAAACAACGAUGGCAUCGCACGCCAGAAAUUCAUGUUCAACGUCACUGGCACGGAGACGAUGUGGUUCUACGCCAUUGAUGGGGAGUUACUCCUUGGUGGAGGUGCGAAUGUUUGUGAGAGGGGGAUGGCGAUGGUGUUGAAUCCGCUGCCAAAGGAGGACCCUAAUAGACAGACGUUGAGCGCGUAUAAGCGCAAUGCGGCGAACCCUGAAAUGAAUGGGAAUGGAGUGCAUCGUUGUCCCGCUGCUAUUUAUGGCGGUGAGGUCAGGGGUGUGAGUGACAAGGAGAAGGCGAGGUGGGAGAGUAAGCAUCCUGUUAGGGGUGUGGUGGCGAAUAGCACUGCUGCUGGAGAUGAUGAUAACAAUAAUAACAUCGAGAGUGAGAUUUUGAAUUAUGAGAGCAGCGCUGCGGGGAGAGGGAGUAGUGGGAAUAGUUUGAUGGCUCUUGGUGUGCUUUUGGGUGCUGGUGUUUUUGGCUUGGGGUUCUGA
Lithohypha guttulata is the source of this 861-nucleotide messenger RNA. RefSeq lists its product as uncharacterized. NCBI's taxonomy places the organism in Eukaryota, Fungi, Ascomycota, Eurotiomycetes, Chaetothyriales, Trichomeriaceae. The record is from RefSeq and is a predicted model, not a curated record. The transcript has 2 exons. Bases 1 to 861 code for a protein of 286 amino acids.